UGUUUAUAAAAAUUAUUAAUAAAUAAAUAAUUGUGUAAAUUUACUUUCACAGUAUUUUAUUGUAUCCAGUCAUGUGAAAGUAUAAAAUAAAUAAUUAUAUUUUUAUUAUUGAUAAAUAUCAACUUUCGCAAACUCACCUGUUGACGUUUGAUCACAAACAAUCAGUUGAAAAUUAAAAUUGAAGACAACUAAUUAAUUACUCAAUCAUCAACAGGAUUAUUUAUUUCACAAAUAUUUAGAUAGUCAAUUUGGAUUUAUUACACGAGGAUAAUAUAUACCAUUGAUUUAUCAAGGAAGAAUACUUUAUUCAAAACAUAAACAUUAACCAGGUGACAUAACAACAAAGACAAAUAACAUUUAAAAAUCAUCAAGAUGAAUGAUUCAUUUCUCGAGGAAAUUGGUUUGGUUGAUCAACCAACAGGAUGUGUGGUUCGUGGUGCAGAACGACACAUAACAACAAGACGUUCAAACUCACCAAGAUCAGUUAUUCCUGCUGAACAAGCUGAAUGGGAUUUAUUUAUAAAACAACAAAAACCAAUUGAAAUAUCAACACCAAAAAUGCCUAAAUCAUCACGUCGUUCUGUUGAAGAAAUUAAUUCACAAUUAAAAACACCACUAUUACGUAAUCCAAGUGAAACAAUCAACAACAACAAUAACACUAAUAAUAAUAAAAAAACAACAAAAGAUAAAAGUCCAGGUACAAAAGUUAAAAAUUCAGCUAAAAAAAAUAAAUCAACAGAUGUUAAAUUGAAAACUGUUGAUAAUAUUGAUCAACAACAAAUUCAAUUGAAUAAUAAAAAUCGUUUAAAAAUAAGUGUUUCAUCAAGUGAUAAUAGUAGACUAUCUGAUAAUUCAACAAAAGAAAAUAGUCGACCAUUUGAUGGAUCUGCUGAUAGUAUUAAUAAUUCUGAUAAAAUAAAAGAACGUAAAAAAAAUCAAAAUGAUAAUAUAAAUAAAAAAUUUAAUUCAAGUGAUGGUGCUGAAUCAUUUGCAAUGUUAAAUGCAAUUAAAGAAGUUGUUAGUUCAUAUACUAAAAUUGAAAGUAAUAAAAUUAUGAAAAUGAUGCAAGAUUUACAUAUUAAUUCACAAUCAAAUAUGAUUAAACAAAUGUUGUCAUUGUCUGAUGAUAUUAAAGAACAAAAUCUUGGUAUUAAUUCAGGUCGUUUUCAAUCAUUGGUACAAGAAAAUGCUAAACUAUUGGAUAAUAUUAAUUAUCUUAAAAAUCGAGUUGAUGAAUUACAAAAAUCACAAGAAGAUUAUGAUAAAUUACGUCAAGAAAAUUCAAUGCUAAAAAUUCGUCUUUGUGAAUAUGAAAAAAAAUAAAUUUAUAGCUUUAUUUUGUUCAUGAUUAAAAAAAUUAUUAAUCAUUAUAUUUAUGAAAUAUUACGAGACUGAAUUAUUCAGUAUGUUAAUCAAUAAAA
This is a messenger RNA of Aphidius gifuensis, 1421 nucleotides long. RefSeq names its product GATA zinc finger domain-containing protein 4-like. The transcript has 2 exons. The coding region runs from base 373 to 1323 and encodes 316 amino acids. The record is from RefSeq and is a predicted model, not a curated record. NCBI's taxonomy places the organism in Eukaryota, Metazoa, Arthropoda, Insecta, Hymenoptera, Braconidae.